This is a messenger RNA of Mytilus californianus (California mussel), 931 nucleotides long. Its product is annotated as LDL receptor repeat-containing protein egg-1-like. The transcript is spliced from 6 exons. Bases 101 to 718 code for a protein of 205 amino acids. The record is from RefSeq and is a predicted model, not a curated record. Gene Ontology annotation, molecular function: protein binding. Lineage: Eukaryota; Metazoa; Mollusca; Bivalvia; Mytilida; Mytilidae.
CAACACCACGCCUGAAAGAUCAUUCUGUCCAACGCCGCCACAGAAUCAAAUAGAUAGACCAUCAACAUCUCGUGAUUUGAUUUCAACCGUCGCAAAUAUCAUGAAUAUACAAUCAAAGACUUCAGAAUUUGCAAUCAAAACCCUAAAGAGCUUAGAGCAAAUCAAAACCCAGGUUCAUUACAAUACGUCUCUUCUCCUCCAAAUAGUAAAGAAAGUUGAUGUGCAACAAACAGUGGAUGCAGAGGAUAAUUACGAUAAUGAACUCACAGUGCUUCCAAUCAAAACGAUGUUGCAGCUAGAAGGAGUUGAAAAUGCCUUGAAGGUCGACACUACAAAGAACCGCUUGGACAAAAUGAAGUAUCUUCUGUUGACCCUCUUUGUAUAUGGAGUCUGCACAUUGUUUUCUACAUCAGCAACAACAUGUCACGACAGAUAUGUAAAAUGCAAGGAUGGUAUUCAAUGUGUGCAUCACAUGUUCCUGUGUGAUGGAGGCUAUGAUUGCCGUGAUAAAUCUGAUGAAGAUGAUUGCGAAGUAACCAAAUGUAUUGGAGGAUUUGUAAAUUGCAAAGAGGGUGUUCAAUGCGUGUAUCACAGGUUUCUGUGUGAUGGAGACUAUGAUUGCCGUGAUCGGUCUGAUGAGGAUGAUUGCAAAGAAACUAAAAGAUCUUUUAGUGAUUUCUUGGGUUAUCGCAAAAUGGAACGAAGAUUACAAAAUUGAAGAUUGAGACAAUUGGAUGCUGCAAGCUUUAACCUCUGCAAAUUAUUGAUAUUAUACCUAUUAAAUAGAUAAAAAAAAACAAUAGUAUUCUUAGAAUUCAUUGAACUUUGUAUGUUAAAUAUAUUGAAUAAGUAGCAGUAUUUCUUAAAAAAGAUAAAAAUCAACGUAUAAUUCAAUAAAUAUUUGUAUCUGGUGAAUAAACGUGUUACUUAA